Messenger RNA from Aspergillus bombycis, 1542 nucleotides. RefSeq names its product cytochrome P450. The record is from RefSeq and is a predicted model, not a curated record. The coding region runs from base 1 to 1542 and encodes 513 amino acids. NCBI's taxonomy places the organism in Eukaryota, Fungi, Ascomycota, Eurotiomycetes, Eurotiales, Aspergillaceae. Gene Ontology annotation, molecular function: monooxygenase activity; oxidoreductase activity, acting on paired donors, with incorporation or reduction of molecular oxygen; iron ion binding. The transcript has 3 exons.
AUGGGCCAGCCUAUGGUAGAGACACUUCUGGUCGUCGGGGCCUUCGGGCUACUCUGGCUCUCGUAUGAGUAUCUUCGAACCGGUAGUCUCCUGCGGCCGCUGGCGAGCAAGGGGCGUAGAUUGCCUCCCGGUCCCCCAGGGCUCCCUAUCUUUGGCAACAUGUUUCGGUUCACGAGAGCGCGCGAUGCAGGACUAUGGGGCCCUUUCCUGGCUUCGUUACGACAGUAUGGUCCGAUGACCACCCUGCACAUGGGCUCCCAGACCUGGGUGGUGCUGAAUGACCCGCAGGUGGCUACUGAUAUUAUCAAUAAGCAUGGCAAGAUUACCAGCGAGCGGCCAGAGAUGCCCAUUGCUAGUGAUUUGGUCAGUCACGGCAUGCGCACCGUUAUUCGUCCCACUGCUGCGUGGACUGAGGGGAGACGAGUGAUGCACCAUCUGCUUAGUGGAUCGGUUCUGCGCAUAUACGGUAACUGGCAAGAGAUCGAGUCGCUCCAGAUGUUGUCUGCGUAUCUGCAGGAGCCCAAGCGCUGGUACGCACAUCACUAUCGCUACUCCAUUGCUGUGCUAUACCGUCUCGUCAUGGGCGAGGAUCUCUCCAAGACGCAAGCCGAGUUGAAUGACUAUCAGAAGGUCACGAUGGAGUUCACCUUGAGCUUGCUCAACAGCAUGGUCGACUUCUUUCCCCAGCUGGAUCGCUGGAUCCCCACUUGUCUGCAGUGGUGGCGGCCGUACUGGGCAAAAAUGGGCGACUUCCAUCAUCAGGUAUUCAAGUCGUGGUGGGACCCCAUUCGCGAGGCCGUGCGUCAGGGGACAGCCAACCCUGGCUUCGUGCGGGACACACUGCUCCAUCCGGACAUGCGUUACAAGGGCACAGAAGAGGAAGCCAUGUACCUUGCGACGUCGGUCAUUGCCGCCGGCAGCGACAAUACCCGCAUGACGCUCAACACUUUCAUCAUGGCGAUGAUCAGCCACCCGGAAACGAUGGCUCGUGCUCGCCAGGAGUUAGACGCCGUCUGUAUCAAUGAAGAUGGCACACUCAAACUCCCCGGCAUGGUGGACUUCGAGCGUCUGCCCUACUUGGCUGCCAUGGUCAAAGAGGUCCUUCGCUGGCGGCCCACUACACCCGUCACGCCGCAACACCAGCUGACGGCCGACCUCGACUAUGAAGGGUACCGUUUCCCGAAGGGAACAUGUUUUGUAGUCAAUGGGAUUGCCAUUAGCCAGACAUGUGAGAACCCAGAUCAGUUCGACCCGUCGCGAUGGCUGGACGGCAACGAGGGCAACAUCGUGCAUAAUCUCUGGGCGUUUGGUGGUGGGCGACGUAUCUGUGUCGGUUAUCGAGUUGCCCAGCAGGCAUUAUACGUGGCUAUGGCACGAAUCGUUUUCUGUUUUGAUUUAUGCGCGGAUGGCCCCAUCAAUACUCGGAAACUUAACCACUUUCACAUCCAUAACCAACCCUUUCCUGUUAAGGUGACGGUUCGUAGCCCCAAGCAUGAAUUGCUGAUCAAGGAAGAAGCAGAGAAAGUGGGGACAGCCUUUUAA